AUGCUUCGUGUUGGAGAUCUUGAUCGUUCUAUUGCUUUCUAUGAGAAGGCUUUUGGUAUGGAGCUUAUACGCAAAAGAGAUAGUCCUGAAUAUAAAUAUAUGAUUGCAAUGAUGGGGUAUGGACCCGAAAGUAAAAAUUGUUUAUUGGAAUUGACUUAUAAUUAUGGAGUCACGGAAUACGAUAAGGGCAAUGCUUAUGCACAGAUGGCGAUAGGGACAAAUGAUGUUUAUAAAUCUGCGGAAGCACUUAAGGUUUUUAGCGGGAAAAUUACAAGAGAACCUGGACCAUUACCUGAUAUUGAUACCAAAAUUACAGCAUGUUUGGAUCCCGAUGGUUGGAAAAUGGUUCUUGUUGAUAAUGUGGAUUUUUGA
Molecule: messenger RNA, 372 nt
Organism: Lactuca saligna
Lineage: Eukaryota; Viridiplantae; Streptophyta; Magnoliopsida; Asterales; Asteraceae
Source: the annotation of a GenBank genome assembly